AUGUCAGUCGUUGAGCUCGAGGAAGAGAUUUGGGUUAACCAAGAGAAACAUGUGCCCAACCAACCUUCUAAAUACCUUGGUUUCGUUGCUGGUAUGGCGCUGGGGGUGAUGAAAAAUCUCGUGGGCCACCCUUUUGAUACCAUUAAAGUCAGAUUGCAAACCUCACCAAAGGGAAUGUUUAAUGGUCCAAUGGAUUGCCUACUACAAACGGUGCGUAAGGAAGGUGUUUUAGGUUUAUAUAAAGGUUUUACACCACCAUUGGUUGGAUGGGUGUUGAUGGAUUCCGUCAUGUUGGGUUCAUUGCAUGUUUAUCGAAGGUGGUGCAAGGAGUUUAUUUAUCCUGAAGACAAAAAACUACCUUUGUUGGGUCACAUCAUUGCAGGAUUAGGAAGUGGAAUGACUGUGAGUUUCGUAGCUGCACCAAUUGAGCAGUUCAAAGCAAGAUUACAAGUGCAGUACGACUCGAAGACGCGGCUAUAUUCUGGUCCUAUUGAUGUAGCAGUGAAGUUGUAUAAGACUUCGGGAAUACGAGGCAUCUAUAGCGGAUUGUUUGCCACGAUGAUGUUUAGAACAAAUUUUAUUUUCUGGUGGGGAUCAUACGAAAUAUUUACACAAUGGUUUGAAGAGCACACAAAGAUGUCUAAACCAUCAAUCAAUUUCUGGUCUGGUGGUCUAAGUGCCACAGUGUUUUGGAUCUUUGCAUACCCAGCUGACGUCGUGAAGCAAACCAUAAUGACCGAUUCUCCUGUGCCGUCACAAAAAAAGUUUCCUCAUUAUAUGGAUGCAGUAAGGUACAUUUAUGAAACCAGAGGUUUGCGAGGGUUUACUCGAGGUUUUUUGCCUUCGAUAUUGAGAAGUUUUCCAGCAAAUGCUGCAGCAUUGGCAGCAUUCGAAGCUGUGAUGCGAUUUUUUACAAAAGACGGACAUAGAAUAUAG
Molecule: messenger RNA, 936 nt
Organism: Lodderomyces elongisporus
Lineage: Eukaryota; Fungi; Ascomycota; Pichiomycetes; Serinales; Debaryomycetaceae
Exons: 1
Coding region: 1-936 (311 amino acids)
Biological process (GO): mitochondrial L-ornithine transmembrane transport
Molecular function (GO): L-ornithine transmembrane transporter activity
Source: RefSeq, a predicted model, not a curated record